GUUCUUGUGCAAUCUACAUAAAUCAUUAUCUCCAAAGAAAGAAAAUAAACUCAAAAAAAGAAAAGAGAAAUGUCGGACGUCUGCCCAGAUACCGCAGGUGAAGGGAUGAAGAGCUCGUGGCCUGAGUUGGUUGGGAAAAGAGGAGAAGAAGCAAAAGCUAUAAUUGAUAGAGAGAAUACCAAAGUGAAGGCUGAGAUUAUAUCUGAAGAUGCUAUAAUUUUGCCUGUUGUGGUUUGUGAAAGGGUUUAUGUUUUUGUCAAUGACUGUGGCAUUGUCACACAAACCCCUUUCGUCGGCUAAAUCAGCUAUUACACACUCUAUUUGGGUGAAUAACGUAUAUGUGAAAUAAGGUAUGGUUUUCGUGAAUGUUGUAAUAAGGAUUUGAGGCGUAUUAUAUGCCUCCAUUUGUAUUUUUUUAUAUAAUUUAACCAGAUUGUUGCAUUUUCUAUACAAUUGGAAUAAUGAAAUUAAUGUAUGG
Raphanus sativus (radish) is the source of this 478-nucleotide messenger RNA. Its product is annotated as proteinase inhibitor. NCBI's taxonomy places the organism in Eukaryota, Viridiplantae, Streptophyta, Magnoliopsida, Brassicales, Brassicaceae. Gene Ontology annotation, biological process: response to wounding. The record is from RefSeq and is a predicted model, not a curated record. Gene Ontology annotation, molecular function: serine-type endopeptidase inhibitor activity. The transcript has 2 exons. Bases 70 to 300 code for a protein of 76 amino acids.